This is a messenger RNA of Gadus macrocephalus (Pacific cod), 6698 nucleotides long. RefSeq names its product bromodomain-containing protein 4-like. Gene Ontology annotation, biological process: positive regulation of transcription elongation by RNA polymerase II; chromatin remodeling. NCBI's taxonomy places the organism in Eukaryota, Metazoa, Chordata, Actinopteri, Gadiformes, Gadidae. The coding region runs from base 249 to 4148 and encodes 1299 amino acids. The transcript is spliced from 21 exons. The record is from RefSeq and is a predicted model, not a curated record. Gene Ontology annotation, cellular component: nucleus; chromatin.
CAGCUUUGGGCCCGCCCCCUUGCGUCUGACGUCGCUGACGUCGGACGGGACUGUUUGUUCUGGAUUUGGGGCGAGGAAGAUCUGCGCGCGCUGACAACCGACAUAGGAAGAGAGUCGAGUCAGGAGCGUCAUGGCCUGAGGCGGCGCCCCCGCUGCCGCGCCUGCCCCCGCCAGGUCCAAUCAGCCCCGACUCGUCUGCAAACCCCUCCCCCCCUCCCCCACCCACCCCACCCCAAACCACCAUCACCAUGGGAGACGGACUGGAGGCGGGCAGGAGCCAGACUCCUCCCACAGCGCCGCCUCCUCUCUCCUGCAACCCCCCGGCUCCCGAAACAUGGAACCCCUCCCGACCCAGGCGGCAGACCAAUCAGCUACAGUACCUGUUGAAAGGGGUGUUGAAGGCUUUAUGGAAACACCACUUCGCAUGGCCCUUCCAAGCUCCCGUAGACGCCAUCAAACUCAACCUGCCCGACUACUAUAAGAUCAUCAAGACCCCCAUGGAUAUGGGCACUAUCAAGAAACGUUUGGAAAAUAGCUACUACUGGAACGCCCAUGAGUGCAUACACGACUUCAAUACCAUGUUCACCAACUGCUACAUUUACAAUAAGCCUGGCGACGACAUUGUGUUGAUGGCGGAGUCUCUGGAGAAGGCGUUCCUCAAUAAGAUCUCUGAGAUGCCCCAGGAGGAGACGGAGAUUGCCGUGGUUUCCAAAGGACGGCGCGGCAGUAGCCGGCGGGAGCCAGGUUUGACCAGACCAGACUCAGGGCAGGACUCCUCAUCCCCCUCCACCACUCCACACACACGAGACUACUCCUCCUCUUCCUCCACGCCCCACACCCGCGCCCCCCCUUUGACCCCCACUCCCCAGGGCCCUCCCAACCUCCCCCUGGCCCUCCCGUCCCACGGCCUGGCGCAGCCCCCUCGGGUGCCCCCUACCCCGCCCUCCCACGCCCCUCAGCUCGGACCCCCCUUCCCCCUGUCAACACUGGACAUCCUGGCCCAGGGACUGACCUCGGUCCCUCCUCCAGCCACCGCCCACACCACCGCUCUCUCAGGUCUCCACCCCAACCAGCUUCAGCAGAACCCCGCAGCUCCCAUCAAGCAGAGGAAGAGUCAAAAGAGAAAAGCCGACACCACCACGCCCACCGCCAACGACCAGCUCAGCGAGUCGUCCCCCGUCUCGUCCGCCGACCCGCGGCCCCGGCGCGAGGUCAGCCGGCCGCCCAAGCAGCCCAAGCGGGAGGCCCUGCAGCCCGACUCCCAGAACCACCUGGGCCUGGUGCUCGGCAUCGGGCUGGCGGGCACGGCGAGCCCCAAGAAGCAGGAGCAGCUGCGCUACUGCGCCGGCCUGGUCCGGGACAUGCUGUCCAAGAAGCACGGCGAGUACGCCUGGCCCUUCUACAAGCCCGUGGACGCGCGGGCCCUCAGCCUCCACGACUACCACGACAUCAUCAAGCACCCCAUGGACCUCUGCACCGUCAAGAACAAGCUGGAGGCCAGGCAGUACCGAGACGCCCAGGAGUUUGCGGCGGACGUCCGCCUGAUGUUCUCCAACUGUUAUAAAUACAACCCGCCGGAUCACGACGUGGUGGCCAUGGCACGCAAGUUACAGGAUGUGUUUGAGAUGCGCUUCGCCAAAAUGCCAGACGAGCCGACGGAGCCCGCGUUGGUGCCGGCCCCCUCGCCGGCCCCCCACCCGGCCCCCCACCCGGCCCACCACCCGGCCCACCACCCGGCCCACCACCCGGUCCACCACCCGGCGCUCCACCCGGCGCUCCACCCCGCCCUCCUCCCCGCCCCCACCUCGCGUCAAGUCCUGCCGGCCACGCUGGCACGCCGGACCUCGAGCUCCUCCGACGCGGAGUCCUCGGCGGGCGAUUCGGAGCGCGAGCGGCAGCACCGGCUGGCCGAGCUACAGGAGCAGGUUAGAGCGCCGGUUCCCUUUUGGGCCCGUGAGCCCAUAGUGAUGUCAGAAAAGCUGAAGGCGGUCCACGAGCAGCUGGCUGCCCUCGCCCAGCCCCAGGUGAGCAAGCCCAGCAAGAAGAAGGAGAGGAAGGAGAAGGAGAAAGAGAAGGAGAAGGAGAAGGAGAAGGAGAAGGAAAAAGAGAAGGAGAAGAAGAAGGAGAAGCACAAGAAGAAGUCCGCACUGGAGGAAAUGGUGGAAGUCCCGCCGGCCGCCAUCCUCCAACCUUCCAAGAAGAGCAAGGUCUGCAAGGAGCCUGCCGUGGUGGGCAAGAAAGACCGGAAGAAGCCUGGUAAGAAAGAUGAGGUUAAGAACAGUCGUCUCGGGGUGCCCCCCCUGGCCGGCCCGACGCCUCUCGUCCCCUCUGCGUCUCUCGAGGCAGAAGACGACAUCGGUGUGUUCGGAGGCGGCUCGGGUGAGCGCUGCAAGCCCAUGUCGUACGAGGAGAAGCGCCAGCUGAGCUUGGACAUCAACAAACUCCCCGGGGACAAGCUGGGCCGUGUGGUCCACAUCAUCCAGUCCCGCGAACCCUCGCUGAAGAACUCCAAUCCGGACGAGAUUGAGAUCGACUUUGAAACACUGAAGCCCUCCACGCUGAGGGAGUUGGAAAAAUACGUCUCCUGCAGCCUCAGAAAAAAGAAAAGGGCAACAGCUGAGAAGGCCUUGGAGGUCUCGAAGGCGAAGACUGGCUCUUCCUCAUCGGCCAGCAGCGACUCCUCGGAGGACAGUGAAGACUCUGAACAUGGGCUGGUUCCCAAGCAGCAGCAGAAGCAGAAGAAGGCGGUGUUCACCAAGGAUACCAAAAGGCCUCACCACCCUUCCUUUAACAGCGUGGGUGGGCCCCCAGUGCCCCCCCAUCAGCCCCAGGUGGUCCAGUCCAAACCCCUGUUCUCCGCCCCUCCGGCCCUGCCCCUGCCCGUCCCUGCCCCCUCUUUGGACUCGUCGCAGCUGUUGGGGUCCGGGUUCGAUCCCCUGGCACACUUUCUGAACCCUCACCUGGCCCAGUCCAAGCCGGAGCCCACCCCCACGGUUUCCACGGCAGGCGGCCCCGCACCCCCCGGGCCCCUCAACAAACAGGCUCACGCUGCCCCGCCCCCGGCAGAGACACACCCCUUCCUCAACCAACACACCAUCCUACCUUCACCAGCGCUCCACAACGCUCUUCCACAGCAGCCGUCGCGGCCUAGCCACCGCGCCGCGCCCCUCCCCCCCAAGAGCGCCCAGCAGCCCCCCGCCCCCGCCCCUAUCAUGCCCGCCAGCGCCGCCGCUCCCCUGCCCUCCUCCUCCUCCUCCUCCUCCUCCACACCCUCGUUGCCCCUCGCCCUGCCCGAGCGGGUGCCCCCGCCACCGCCGCACCUCCCCUCCCCCACCACGCACACCAUUCUGGGCACGCUGUCGGCACAGCCCCCGCAGGCGCUGCUGGAGGACGACGAGGAGCCCGCGCCCGCCGGCCCCGCCAGCCCGCCCCCCUCGCUGCCCCUCAGCCAGAUGCACGUGUACCUGCAGUCGCUGCAGCCGCGGGCCCCCGCCCCGGGCCCCGCCCAGCCCCUCCACGGCCACGCCCACACGCCCGCGCAGGCCCCCCCGCACGCCACGCAGCCCGCCCACGCGCAGGCCGUCACGGCGGCGGCCCAGCGGAACGGCGCCGGCCCCGGCCUCCUGCCGCAGUCGUUCAUGACCGCGGCCGGGCCCAAGGCCGCGGCGCUGCAGCAGAAACUGCAGCAGAUGCAGCAGCACCAGCGGCCGCAGUCGCCCUGCAUUAAGACGGAGCCUUACGCAGGGUCCCUGAGGGAGAGUCCGCCGUCUCUGAGGCUCCAUUCUCCCCACAUGACUCCCCAGUUCCAUCCGGCGGGACAGCACUCGCCUGCGCAGACCAAGAAACACGAGCAGAGGUCCAAUCUGGUGGGGGGGGUGAAGGAGGAGAAGCUGUCCCAUUCUCCCGUCCUGCCGCCGUCGCCCUUCAGCCCCGCCCUGCGUCCGGACGCACACAAGAGCCUGGACGGCAGACCUCCUCACAACGUGAAGUCAUUGGACGGCUCCCGCCCAGGGUCCCGCCUCCCGCACUCCCCGGCCCCGCCCACCUCGCAGCAUGAGGUCAAAGUCAAGCUGGAAUCUAAAACACAGAGCGCUCCCAAGAAGGCACAGGACACCAAGCUGAAGAACAUGGGCUCGUGGCCAGCCUGAUCCAGCGGCCCCAGUCCAGCCACCUCCACCUCCUCCUUCCGCUCCUCCAGCGACAGCUUCGAGCAGUUCCGCCGUGUGGCGCUGGAGAAGGAGGAGCGGGAGAGGCAGCUGAAGGCGCAGGCUGAGCAGGCGCGCAGGGAGCAGGAGAAGCUGCGCAGCGGUAGCCGUGACGACGAGGACACCGCGGAGCCGGCCCGCCGCUCGAAGGACGACACACACCGCCGGCAGGAGCAACAACCGUCACCGCUCGCCCCCACGCCGCCCGCCUCCACCCCUCCCACCCGCUCUCCGCAGCCCGCCCCCAGCCAGCCCCCGGCCACGCCCCCGGCCCCGCCCUCGGCUGCCGCGCAGACCGCCCUCGACCAGCAGAGGGAGAUGGCGCGGCGCCGGGAGCAGGAGCGGCGCAGGCGCGAAGCGAUGGCCGACACCAUUGACAUCAACUUCCAGAGCGAACUCAUGGCCAUUUUUGAAGAGAACCUGUUCUGAGGGCGAAGGCGCGCCGGACACUGGUGGCUUUUUUUUUUUCUCAGUUCCUGGCGGAAAACAUGCAAAUAGACUCUUACUUCUACUACAUAUGCUCUAUCGCUGCUCACCUGUGCACACGCACACACACACACACACGCACACGCACACACACGAUGGAGGCGGCCCCUUUCUCUCUCAGUAGGGGGGAUGACUAGCCAUGCGUCCUAUAUACGGGGGGCCGUGAAGCUAUAAAGCCCACCACACUGAGGGCUGCCAGAUGCGUUUGUCUGGCUUGUGUACCCGGUUUAUUUUCGGGUUGUGCGCUUCCAGAUACGUCGACGAUGAGGACAGACGUGCACGGGAACCCUCCCGCCCCCUUGCGAUCUAAGUGGGCGGGAGGGUUCCCCGGGGGGGGGGGGGGGGGGGGGGGCUGACCAAACAGAUGAACAACACUUAAAUCGGGCAGAUAGCUAUGUUCUGUCUCUUUCCUUUUCUAAUCUUUGUCCCUUUUAUUUUUUUUCCCUUUCUAAUUUUUAUUUUACCCAGCUUUGGGUUUUAUGGUGUGGGGUCAGGGACGUUCUGGUUAAAGGGUUCCACCUGGAGAGGGUCCGGUUAAAGGGGUCCACCAGGGAGAGUCCACCAGGGAGGGUCCGGUUAAAGGGGUCCACCUGGGAGAGUCCACCAGGGAGGGUCUGGUUAAAGGGGUCCACCUGGGAGAGUCCACCAGGGAGGGUCUGGUUAAAGGGGUCCACCUGGGAGAGUCCACCUGGGAGGGUCACAUUAAAGGGGUCCGCCUCGGAGGUCUCAGUAAGUGUCCUCUCAUAACAUCAUGAGAACCGACCCCAUCCCCCCCCCAUGAACAUCACCUUGGCAAAGAGGCUUUCCUCCUCUCCCUCCCUCUUCCUCUGCCUCUGAAAGCCCCUCCCAUCAGUGGCGAAGGUUAUCGGAGGAUGGCCAGGGGAAGGGGAGAGAACGGGGUGGGUUUAAAAAGGUGUGAGAAUGUGUCCUUUGCCUUAGAGCUUCGGCCUGUAAACUAAAAAGAAUUUCCCCCAGACAACUAUACAUUAUAAAUAUAUAUAUAAAUAGAUACAUGAAUAUAUAUUAUAUACAACAAAAAAAGAUCAGUUCAAAAAAAAUAUAUAGAAAAAAAGAAAAGGAGGAACACCAGAAGAAUUAGAUUUGUUGUGAGCUAAGCUUGUCUGUGCUCAUCUCGGAGCUUUGGUUUUGGUUUUUUUCUAGAAUUUACUGUAAAGAUCAUUUGUAUGGUUCUACCGAAAGGAUUGUUUUUAUCUUACACUCGUUCUCUUGUAUGCUUUCCGUCUUUUUCUCAACUUUAUGCCAAAACCAAUCUAUUGAGUGCUGAAAAAGUGUAUUCAAAAUGUGUGUUACACAUAAAAUUCAUCCUCUUUUAACUUUAUAUUAAAGACAAUUUAAGGUUUUUGUUCUAUUUAAUUUGACCUCAUCCCUGUUUAAAAUCAUAUGCCUUUUUAAUGGGGGCGCCAUUGUUCAGUCAAGAAAACAAACUACUGCACUUAGCUGUCUACUUAACUUCUGUUCUUUUCUUCUUAGAAUAUUUUAGCUUCACCGUAUUUAAGUUGCGUUUUUUUAAUAAGAUUGUAUGUUUCUGAGUCACAUCUUCAUCACCACUACCACCACAGCAACCAUGGUCGUAAGAGACUUCUUGAACUGUUUUCAUCCCUCAUUCAUGUUCGUUUUUUUAUUUUGUGUGUGUGCACGUGUGUGUGCGUGUUUUAUGUCCAUGCUAUCAGUCAAGGAUUUCUGUGUGCCAUGUGUUUUUGGAAGGGAGGGGAUUUUAUCCCAUGUUAUUUUGGUUGGCCCAGACAUCCAUCAGUUUAUUUGGUUAUUUUGUUCUCAUUCUUUCAUUCAUUUUUUUUCCCGUUUCCGAUAUUUGAUUGUUUUGAGUCGCCCCUCCCUUUGUAAAUGCUUUUUGAUUUUUGUUUCUUCUUUGAACAACAUGUGGUAUGUUAGUGUGGGAGGUAUUGAGGUCAAUAGAUUUAUUCUGUUUUGAUUAUGGAGUAAAACAUCUUUUUUUAAGAAAAGUAUUAAAAUAAUAUUUAAAAAUUA